AUGACACAGGCGAACGAGGGCUUUUCAAGCAUCCAGAUCUUCACUAUGUGCAUUUACCUCAUCAUCUUUGUCUUGGGCUUCAUUGGAAAUGGGCUUGUCAUCUUUGUGACUGGCUACAAAAUGAAGACGACAGUCAACUCCAUUUGGUUUCUCAACUUAGCGAUUGCAGACUUCUUUUUCUCCUUCGCCCCAGUCAUACGCAUUGUCUUGAUCUUUGGCAAGCCGCUGGGCUACGUUUUGUCCAAGCUUCUCUCUUUCAUGACAGAGCUAAAUAUGUUUGCUAGUAUUUUUUUUCUAACAGCUAUCAGUCUGGACCGAUGCCUGUGCACAUGGGUGAUUGUGUGGGCGCAGAAUAAACGAACUCUACGCAAAACCAGGAUCAUUUGCAUGAUAGUGUGGAUUUUAUCCAUCGGAUGUAGCGUUCCAUUUGUCAUCAAUUUCUGCAUCAAGUAUCUAGACUUACAGUCUCUGUUCACAUACAGGUUUAUGGUGGGCUUCCUCAUCCCCUUCCUGAUCAUUGCAUCUUCUUAUAUAGCUAUUGGAGUGCGAGUCAAACGUCUCACAAGGGGGAAGCAUCUCAGGUCCUACCGUCUUAUUAUUUCUGUGGUUCUGGCCUUUUUCGUAUGUUGGUUCCCUUACCAUAUUCACAAACUGUGUCUUAUUUCAUUAAAUACCAUGGAGAAUAAGCAGAAUGUAAAUGUUCGAGAAGUAAUAUCUAAAACAACACCUUUUGUGGUUUGCCUGGCUUUUCUAAACAGCUGUCUGAACCCCGUUCUCUAUGUGUUCAUGUGCAAUGAGUUUAAGAAGAAGCUCAAACAGUCUCUGUUGCUGGUGCUGGAAAUGGCUUUUGCUGAAGAACAUCUGGACUUUCUGGAUCACAAAGAUGACAAAAGACCCCAAUGCUUCCUUGAUCAGAUGCAAAGACAAGAAAACAGUACUAAAAUCAAUCUCUAA
Messenger RNA from Sinocyclocheilus anshuiensis, 954 nucleotides. Its product is annotated as C3a anaphylatoxin chemotactic receptor-like. The transcript has a single exon. The record is from RefSeq and is a predicted model, not a curated record. Gene Ontology annotation, molecular function: complement receptor activity; G protein-coupled receptor activity. Bases 1 to 954 code for a protein of 317 amino acids. Gene Ontology annotation, biological process: complement receptor mediated signaling pathway; phospholipase C-activating G protein-coupled receptor signaling pathway; inflammatory response. NCBI's taxonomy places the organism in Eukaryota, Metazoa, Chordata, Actinopteri, Cypriniformes, Cyprinidae. Gene Ontology annotation, cellular component: plasma membrane.